GUGACGCUGUUCUGCAUGCCGGUGCAGAUCGCGAAGUCCGUAACACUGCUGUGGUACUUCGGCGAGGUUAUGUGCAAGACUGUCAACUUUUUGCAAGGAGUAGCAGUAGCUUCAAGCGUGUUCACCAUCACAGCGAUGUCGGUGGACCGGUACCUGGCCAUCACACAGUCUCUACGACAACCCUGGAUGCCGUCAAGACGAGGAGCCUGUAGUCUUCUAGCAGGACUCUGGCUAGUAGCUCUGGCCAUCUUCGCUCCACUUCUAGCAGUAGCUACAGUUGAGAGGGAGUACGUUCCUUCACUGUCAAGGACGCGAAAUGGAUCGGUUUGGGUCGAGCGCAGCAUCGAGUUUUGCACAGAAAAAUGGCCGGACUCAAUAAAAAAGGAAUUGUUUGGAGCGUUCAGUUUCGUCCUAGUGUAUGCUGUGCCCGGCUGCAUAGUGGUGGUAUCGUAUUCUCUGAUGGGGCGGAGGCUGUGCUCCGUGCUACCUCCAUUCGACCAGACGGAGGGCAGCGCUAAUAGCCAACAGCGUCUAAGGAUCGUGAGGGAGAGGAAGAGAGUAGCCUGGAUCCUGCUACUGCUGGCAGUACUCUUCGCUCUGUGCUGGUUGCCCUACAACAUUCUGCAGCUGCUGAUAGACGUGAACGCUGUCAACGUGGAAUCCGUGUCUGCGAUACUGCCGUACACGUUGUUAUUGGGGCACACGAACUCGGCGAUCAACCCUAUCGUGUACUGCCUGAUGACGCGCAACUUUCGCCGGUCUCUGCGCAAGCUCAUCUGCCACGAUCCGGGUAACAUACACUCUAGUACUCAUUUCCAUAUGCAAGGUUUACGUCAAAAAUCCAACACGUCUAGCAUGAGGACUUGCACUACUGUAACUUUCAGGAGCAGCAACAACCAAAUAGGAAGGAUCGCUACCGGACCUCCGAGCAUACAAUAUGGCAGGGCCAACAGAACCGCAUCUUUUAGAGAUAACGGAUGGAAGGACAGAUACCAAAAGACCCCGCAAUUUUUGUAAUAAACGACAUUAAAUGUGAGAAUCAAUAUAAUAUUUUUAAACUUAAUUAUAACGACAAAAAUGACCCGCAUCAGGCUUGUUAGAAGUUCUUUAAACUGUCAAACACCAAGCGGUCACCGGUGACCGCAACCUAUUGUUCUAUAAUUGUGUCUACAAUACCGGUACUCGACGAGUUAAACAGCAAAAAUUUACUCUUUUAACACUUUUUAUCGAAAUAUGGAGAGCAAUGGUGAUAUAAUUAAUGACUUAAAAAUAUAGGAAGCUUCUUUUAAAUAGUCUGUAAACUUUGCUAAAUUAUAAUUAUAAAGCUUUCCCUUCUAAUUCCGUAAUACAAUUACUGACAAUAUAUAAGCGCCAUCUCUAUUCAGCAUUCGAACUUAUUAUUUCUGUAGCUUAGUCUUUGUAAAUUCCCCUAGGUGGCGCUAUAAGAAAGAUUAUUUUCAGGCUGUACAACAGAUCUGAAUUUUUGAAAAUAAUUUUUUGUCGCUAGAUGGCAUUGCAUACAAGUUAUUGAAAUAGCUUUUAAAUACAGGGAACGCGCAAAGUUAAUUAAAAUUCGAGAUUAUUGUAAUUUUAAUCAAUGACUUAGAGGUAUUAUGCUUUUGUGUUUUCUUCUUAAAAUAAGUCGUAAAUAUAAUUUAGUUUUAAGAACACGAUCUCGAAAUGUGAAGAAGUAUUUUGUGAGGUAUUUUGUAGAAACUUAUAGGUACCUCAAAGAAAAAGUAGAUGUCACUUAUUUAUAGGAUCAACGCCAUCUGUUGGUAGUAAAGACAGGUUAUGAUACAGUGACAACGAUUGAGAUGAUUCUGAAAUGUAAAAUAAGUUGUGUUUAAAUAAAUAAAACUUGCAGCAGCGCGACAGUCGCUGUUUCGUGUAU
Messenger RNA from Spodoptera litura, 1894 nucleotides. It is a transcript of the gene NGR-A35, whose product is annotated as neuropeptide receptor A35. Gene Ontology annotation, biological process: G protein-coupled receptor signaling pathway. Gene Ontology annotation, cellular component: plasma membrane. NCBI's taxonomy places the organism in Eukaryota, Metazoa, Arthropoda, Insecta, Lepidoptera, Noctuidae. Gene Ontology annotation, molecular function: G protein-coupled receptor activity. The record is from RefSeq and is a predicted model, not a curated record.